AUGGACUUUGCCAAAAAUAUAUUACCCGGGUUGGGGGGUCCUACUUUAACUCCUGCGGUCAAGGAUCUCAAAUCCUUGAUUGAGGGCAGCCCUGAAUUUCUCAAACUUUCGACCGAGAUGUUUACUCAGGUUCGCCCUGAUAUUCUGGGUCUUGCCAACAACUUUAUCUCGUUCAUUUCCUCUUUAAAUAAUCUCGCCCAAAAUGCUCCUGUGUUCUCUUCCACUAGCUCUAAACACGGUUAUGCUGGCUGCCCCUUUACAGAGCUCUUAAGGCCAUACAUCAGUACACCUGCUGGCUACAAGCUCUUCGUGAACCCCAAGGUAAACGAUACUCUCAUAAAGAUUCUCGGGGAGUGGAACAUAUUUCUUUCCUCCUCGAAGUCCACAGAUGUUCUCACCGAGAAACCCAAUGGCUGGUUCAGCCCCGAAGCUCUUUCCGCCAUGCCGAACUUCGAAGCCACCUAUGUGUGCGACAGGAACUUACCAUAUUGGGAGUUUAGUUCCUGGGAUAACUUUUUCACGCGAAAGCUUUGGGAUGGUGCGCGACCAAUUGCGGAUCCACAUAAUCCCAAUAUUAUCACCAGUGCAUGCGAUGCGACGACUUAUCGGGUUGCGAAGUAUGUCAAAAAAGAGGAUAGCUUUUGGAUCAAGGAACAGUCGUAUUCACUCCACCAAAUGAUGAAUGGGAACCCCAUCGCUGAUCAAUUCGUCGGCGGGACUGUCUACCAGGGCUACCUGGGAGUAACCAGUUACCACCGAUGGCAUUCGCCAGUUACCGGUUUAGUUGCAAAAAUUCUGACUGUCCCCGGAACGAUCUGUGCCGUUCAAUCCGAUAGCACGGCUUCUACAGAUAUGCUCCGUGCGUCUCAGGGAUACGCAGCGCAUGUGGCCUGA
Messenger RNA from Aspergillus tanneri, 894 nucleotides. RefSeq lists its product as uncharacterized. The record is from RefSeq and is a predicted model, not a curated record. Bases 1 to 894 code for a protein of 297 amino acids. Gene Ontology annotation, cellular component: mitochondrion. Gene Ontology annotation, biological process: phosphatidylethanolamine biosynthetic process. Gene Ontology annotation, molecular function: phosphatidylserine decarboxylase activity. NCBI's taxonomy places the organism in Eukaryota, Fungi, Ascomycota, Eurotiomycetes, Eurotiales, Aspergillaceae. The transcript has a single exon.